AGCGGCAGCCACAGUCGCUGGAGGAGCGCUUUCACUCUCGCCGCGCACAACCCAGCGUGCCGUAUCCGCGUCCUGCCGCACAGCUGCUAGUACACCACAGGCCGCGAGGGCAGCCAGCCGCACGCAAGCUCUGCACACCUGAGACCCUGAACCUGCAAGAUGAAGACUGGACUCCCUACUCCGGAGCAAGUGGCCUACGUGCGGAAGCAGCUGGGGACUAGCGAAAACGACAUCAGGGUGGCCAUCUUGGUGAUACGGAAGUGGCUGAAAAUGCAGCCGCACUUACCACAAAAUAUAGAUGACGCUCGGCUGGAACGCAUGUACAUCAACUGUAAGUGUAGUUUGGAGCGAGUCAAGACCUCCGUAGAUGCCUACUUCUCCCUCAAGAACAGAUACCCAGAGCUGCUCAUGAACAGGAAUCCCAGGGAAAUCAUAGGAGUGUGUAAGAAAUUCAUCACGAUGUUCCCGAUGCCGCGGCUCACGGACAGCUGCCUGCGCGUGUCGGUAACGACGAACAUCUGCGAGAACCCGGACGACUACGACCCACUCGUCAUGAGCAAAGCCAUCCUGCUGUGGUCGGAGCUGAUGCUGCGCGAGGACUACUCGCUGGGCGACAUCAUGAUCCUAGACAUGAAGAACGUGCAGGCGGGCCACGUCCUCAAGACGGGCAUCGGGCUGCUGCGUGGCCUCGAGAUGAUCUACAGGGGAGCUUACUGCCGGAGGAUAAAGGCGCUGCAUUUCGUCAACGCACCAAAGGUUAUGGACAUGAUAAUGACGCUAGUAAGGGCAGCACUACCGGAAAAAAUAAGGAAGAGGGUGAUGACUCAUCUGCCUGGAUCAAAUACUCUGUUUGACCAUUUGCCAAGGUCAAUGGUACCAAAUGAACUGGGAGGCACUGGUGGGCCAGCUGAAGAGCUAGCAGAAGACCAUCGCGAGAGGUACUGGCCGCUGGUGGACUGGUUCAUGGAGCAGGACCAGUUCGUCUCGAACGAAAGCAUGCGGCCGCACAACAUGACCUGUGGCAUGGAGAACGGAUUCAGCGUCGACGGCUCCUUCAAGAAGCUGUGCAUCGACUAGCUGGGAGGAGUAACGCACCCAGUGGUGUGCAAACCACUAGUAUUAUCUGCACAACACUUCGCUUCCCAGUUUCCUGUUUACGCAGGGACUCGCUCACGGAGUGCUGCAGUAUUAAUGAACGAUCGUACAAAGCGAUCGUUACUUCCGUAAUGCCGUUUGUAAAUAUAUUAUGUGUCUCUGCUAUGUUACUCUUAAUGAUUACUGUUACAGAGCGUAGAAUAUCUUUCCAGUGUUUACAAAGUGUCAGUCUGUUAAUACUGUUAUAACAUACCCGUGAUAAAACAAAUUAAUAUCCCUUAAUUUUGGAACGUUUUCCGUGUUAACAUAUAUGAUAGUGAAUAACUAUGCAAAUGUAUGUACACAAUUUUUAUUUAUUAAAUAAGCAUGCAAAUUUUAAAACAUCAA
Schistocerca americana (American grasshopper) is the source of this 1482-nucleotide messenger RNA. Its product is annotated as retinol-binding protein pinta-like. Gene Ontology annotation, molecular function: phosphatidylinositol bisphosphate binding. NCBI's taxonomy places the organism in Eukaryota, Metazoa, Arthropoda, Insecta, Orthoptera, Acrididae. The record is from RefSeq and is a predicted model, not a curated record. Bases 160 to 1077 code for a protein of 305 amino acids. Gene Ontology annotation, cellular component: membrane. The transcript is spliced from 7 exons.